CCUGACUCCCGAGGUCAGGGCCGUUGCGUGUGGCAGCCUGCCGUGCCUGUAGCACAGCGGGGACCUGGACCACUCUCCUCUAAACCUGAAGAGUGGUGUUUGUUUUGUUUGAAAGGUGUCUGAAACAGUUGAAGCACCUGGAGUUUGAAACGAGGUGGAAAUACAUCUGAAAACCAGGUGGGAACUAAGAGAGGGCUCAGAUGUGGUGAAGGCACACCCCAUUAAGAUCAGAUGGCAUCAGAGUUGUGCACAUGGGAAUUCUGCUCCUGACAGAGCUUUUGAGAGCUUGUCCUGAGCCUACAGACCAGCCCAGCUCUUCAUCUGGACGGUAGAGCAGGUGGCCUGUUCAAAAUGUCAAUGGAUAUAACUUUCCUCGGCACAGGCUCAGCCUAUCCCUCUCCAACCAGAGGAGCGUCAGCCUUAGUGGUUCGCAGGGAAGGAGAGUGCUGGCUCUUUGACUGCGGGGAGGGAACUCAAACCCAACUCAUGAAGAGUCAUCUCAGAGCAGGCAGAAUUACCAAGAUUUUCAUAACUCAUCUUCAUGGUGAUCACUUUUUUGGGCUUCCUGGCCUGCUGUGCACGCUUGGCCUCCAGAGCAACCUUGACCCAAACAAACCACCCAUUGAGAUUUACGGACCACUGGGGCUGCGAAGCUUCAUAUGGAGGAGUAUGGAGCUGUCCCACUCAAAACUUCCCUUUUCUUACACUGUCCACGAACUGGUACCUACGCAGGACCAGUGCCCUGCAGAAGAAUUCAAAGACUUUUCUUGCUUGGACAGAGGGGAGGGAUCUCCCAAGGAAGCACAAGGCCGAAUAAUCCACCUGGAUCCAGUAGAAGGCUCUUACUCGCUGUUUGAGGAUGAGCAGCUGGUUCUGAAAGCCUUUCGUCUGUUUCACCGCAUUCCUUCCUUUGGCUUCGUGUUGCAAGAGAAGCUCCGGACAGGGAAACUCAACGUACAGAAACUCCAAAGCCUCGGAGUUCAACCAGGCCCUUUAUAUGGGAAGCUGAAGAAUGGAACUGCAAUUGUUCUAGAAAACGGAGUAACGGUUUUUCCUUCUGAUGUCUUAGAAGACCCUGUUCCUGGAAGGAAAAUUUGCAUUUUGGGGGAUUGUUCGGGGGUGGUUGGAGAUGCAGCUGUGAAGCUUUGCUGUGAAGCAGAUGUGCUGAUACAUGAAGCCACAUUGGACGAUACUCAAGAGGAAAAGGCCAGGGAGCACGGUCACAGCACUCCGAAAAUGGCAUCAAGUUUUGCAAAACUCUGUAAAGUUAGGAAACUGGUUUUGACUCACUUCAGUCAGAGGUAUAAACUGUCUGUGCAAAGGUGUGAGGAGGAUAUAGAUCUUACCAAACUGAAGAGACAGGCAGAGUCUGUGUUAGAUGGUCAAGAAGUAGCACUGGCUGAGGAUCUUAUGACAAUAGAAGUUCCAAUGAAGAGGUGAAAAAGUAGGGUUAGCAAGCUCUUUGUGAAGACACCAAGCAGGAUGGUGCUGGGUAGCCCCUGAAAAUAACACUAGGGUUUGUGGGAUCCUGCCGCAAAGUUUUUGGCUCUUGGCCUGAAAAACCCAGACUCGAAGUCUGAAAACCAGGCUCAAAGCCUGAAACCAGGCUCAAAGCCUGAAAAAUGAACCAGACUCUAAGUCUGAAAAACCCAGGCUCGAAGCCUGAAAAACCAGCUCCAAGCCUACUUCAUGUGGCGAUCAACCCAGGGUCCGAUUCUCAGCUGGGUGGGAAGAAAUCAGUCCUACUCAGUGUGAGUGAUAGCAGAAAUCUUCUCUAACUUAUAUACCCAGCAGCUUCAAAGCUAGCUCAGCAACAGCAGCUAAUAGAUUACAUUCUCAUGUUCAUCCUACUUGCGGUUUCUGCCAUAAGCAAGCUCCCUCACAUUUUCCCAUCUUGUUUUACUCCAAAGUUGUUUUCGACCUUGAGCUGUUAGCUCGUUAGCUGAAAACAGCCCGACCUUGAGGGAGCAGAAAGCGGCCUGCUGUCUGUGCUGACUACGUGACAGCAACUGCUUUAACCGUGGCUCUGACUCUGGUCUUGAUUGUGCAUUAAAUUCAUAUAACUAGAACUCAGAUUGCCUUGCCCCAUCGGGCCUAACAUUAUACCCUGGGAUGCAUGUCCAUGCUCCCUCAUAUUUUCUCCACAGGAUCCCAAGUCAUUCUGUUCUGUGGCACACACAGAACGUUCACAAACUGGAGAUAGUAACGGGUACAGUAAGUCUUGCUUUUGUAAAAGAAUAAAAAACUGAUACUGAAAGAUCUGGACCUUGGAAUAAGUUUGGUUUCAGACAUGGAGCCUCCUCAGAAAUGCCACGUGUAGGCUGGCACCAGCCUUCACGGCCCUGGGGUUUUCCUUGGUCCACCAGUUGCUACAACAGAGCACUGGAUCAUCUCUGCAGUAUAGUUUAAGAACUCUUCCCUGUUUCAAAUGACAUCCAUUUCACACUUGUGUAGAGUACUUUGUGACUCUUACUGAUGUCUAUGCCAGAGGAAUAUUACACUGCCAGAAUAUUACGUUGCCAGAAAUAAUGACUCUGACAAUGACUCUCUGGCUGGGGAGCCUACAGGUCAUGCAGUGGCCUGUUCUUUCUACCCAUUCUCAAGUUCGGGAGCUAAUUCUCCCUUUGCAUGUGAAAUCAGGCUUCCUGUCAAAAGUGAAUCAGUUGUAACAACGCAGUUAAUUUGGAGCUCUAAGUUUGUAUACCCCUUCCUGCAUCUGUGACGUUUUAGGAGUGUGCUCUGAAAGUUCGUAGGCAGAUGAGAAGGUUUUCCUAAAGUGUCCUUACAGUUGCAUUUUCAGAGACAAAUUAUCCUGAUAAAAGCAUAUCUACCCUAUAAAAGCUGAAACACUUCAUCACCUUAUAACAAACACUGGAAGCUCUGGCUGGUUUCAGUACAGCUGCUGGAGUUUGUGCUGGUACUUUUGUACAAUUGAUGGCAAUCCAGGUGGAAAAUGAAUGGGCUUUAAUGCACAAUUCCCCUCUGUGCUUUCAACAUAGAGUAACAAAGCUCCAAAAACCAGAGCUCUUGAAAGUUCUCUCCCUUGUAAAUGGUGCCCCUCUCAAAGGUGGGUUGUGUGCAGUGCGAAUCCUCACCCAGACUGAGCUGGUGAGACGAAGAAGUUAAAUCCUGCAGGUGGUUUUCUUCACUAAGAGUGUAUUUGGCUGUAAUUAAGCAACAAUCUUCAAAGAAAAAUAAA
Molecule: messenger RNA, 3199 nt
Organism: Colius striatus (speckled mousebird)
Lineage: Eukaryota; Metazoa; Chordata; Aves; Coliiformes; Coliidae
Gene: ELAC1
Product: elaC ribonuclease Z 1
Exons: 4
Coding region: 352-1440 (362 amino acids)
Cellular component (GO): nucleus
Molecular function (GO): 3'-tRNA processing endoribonuclease activity
Source: RefSeq, a predicted model, not a curated record